Molecule: messenger RNA, 859 nt
Organism: Clunio marinus
Lineage: Eukaryota; Metazoa; Arthropoda; Insecta; Diptera; Chironomidae
Source: the annotation of a GenBank genome assembly
AGUCAUGUGAAAUUGUUCAGAAGUUGAACAUGCUUCGUUAGAAACUGAAGUACGCGCGAGCUUGAGAACUUUACCUUCUCUUAUCAUUUGUAAAUUAGUGAUUGUUAUUGUUGAAAGUAGUUCAAGAAAGAAAACAACUUGACAUAGAUAAAAUAAGUUAAUUACCUACGAGUUGAUGACAAUUUAAAAUUUGGUCAAGAGUCUUACAAAUUAUUAGAUGAGAAUUACUUUAGUGAUGGUUGCAGAACCAGAACCGCUUCACGUUAGAGGACGAGAUAAAAUGAUCAUUUUGUUGUAUUUGAUUGUAAUUCUCGGUUGGGCGCUGCUUAUUUUAAUCAUAAAAUGUAGGAAAGCAAGAGAGAAACGAAUCGCAAUGGCAGAACCUCAAAAUCAAAACGCAAUACAUGUGAUACAAAUUGGAAACACUUUUUACGACGUCAUUCCAAUCAACAACCCAUCUGCUUCGGUUGCACGAUGUCCUAGACGAUGUCAUCAUCAUUCACAUUGCCGUCGAAGCGUUCGUGUCCAACGCUCGGAAUCGAAUUCAAGUAUUAAUAAUAUAAAUGCUCAUACAAAUCCAUCAUUUGUGCUUGACGAAGGGGUUUAUCCUGGUGCACCGCCAUCAGGUCUUGAAGCUCCACCAUCAUACGAUGAAGUCAUAAGAUUACCUAAUCAGUAUCCUAAGAUCACCAGCUCAUCAACGGUUGUAACACCGAUUAAUGAACAUCCACCACCCACAAUCGCGGAAAUAGAAGGAAAUGACAAUUCAAUUACAACUAUCACAUCUUUAUCACCUGCCGUAUUCUCAAAUCAACAACAGAGAACACCGGCAAAUGAAACACGAACCUGUGUGACGUAA